This is a messenger RNA of Talaromyces amestolkiae, 1494 nucleotides long. RefSeq lists its product as uncharacterized. Gene Ontology annotation, biological process: carbohydrate catabolic process. Lineage: Eukaryota; Fungi; Ascomycota; Eurotiomycetes; Eurotiales; Trichocomaceae. The record is from RefSeq and is a predicted model, not a curated record. Gene Ontology annotation, molecular function: alpha-amylase activity; calcium ion binding. The transcript has 7 exons. The coding region runs from base 1 to 1494 and encodes 497 amino acids.
AUGAAGCUGUCGCUCUUCGCAAGCGCUGCAGUUGCAGGUCUUCUAGCACAGGUUGCUGAAGCUGCUACUCCAGAUGAAUGGCGCUCACGGUCCAUUUACUUUCUUCUCACUGAUCGAUUUUCUCGGACCGACAAUUCAACCACUGCAGAGUGUGAUGCUCAAUUAGGUCAAUACUGUGGAGGAUCAUGGCAGGGAAUCAUCAACCAGUUGGACUAUAUACAGAAUAUGGGAUUCACGGCCAUCUGGAUUACUCCUGUCACUGAGCAGUUGCCUCAAUCUACUUCAGAUGGAGAAGCUUAUCACGGCUACUGGCAACAGGACAUUUACUCCAUUAAUUCGAACUACGGUACAGCCGAAGACUUGCAAGCUUUGGCUACGGCUCUCCAUGAUCGUGGUAUGUACCUCAUGGUUGACGUCGUAGCAAACCACAUGGGUUACGCCGGUGCUGGCACAGACGUAGACUACUCAGUCUUCAAUCCCUUCAACAGCCAAGACUAUUUCCAUACUUACUGCGAAAUCACCGAUUACUCCAACUUGACCAUGGUCGAAGAAUGCUGGGAAGGCGACAAUAUUGUCUCGCUUCCAGAUCUUGACACGGAGAGUACCGAUGUGCAGAACAUCUGGUAUAGCUGGAUCCCAGAAUUAGUCUCAAACUACUCCAUCGACGGUCUCCGUCUUGACUCCGCGCUCGAAGUACAGCAAGACUUCUGGCCUUCCUGGGUCAGCGCAUCUGGCGUUUACUGCGUUGGUGAAGUCGACAAUGGCGACACAACCAUCGCAUGUCCGUACCAAAACUACCUCGACGGAAUUCUUAACUACCCAACAUACUUCCCCCUUGUCCGCGCCUUUGAGAGCACCAGCGGCAGCAUCUCCGAUCUAUACAACAUGGUCAACACCGUCAAAUCCGACUGCAGCGACUCGAACUUGCUAGGCUCCUUUUCGGAGAACCACGACAACCCGCGAUUCGCUUCCUACACUUCGGACUUUUCGCUCGCCAAGAACGUUCUAGCUUUCACAAUCUUGUCGGACGGUAUCCCAAUUAUCUAUGCCGGUCAGGAACAACAUUACAGUGGUAGCAGCGUGCCCACUAACCGCGAAGCGACUUGGUUGAGCGGGUUUGAUACUUCUGCUGAGCUUUACACAUGGAUUGCGAAGCUCAAUCAGAUCCGCAACUAUGCUCUUCAAUGGGACAAUGGUUACACUACUUACAAGAGCUACCCAAUCUACCAAGAUAGCAACAACCUCGCCAUCCGGAAAGGCAGCAACGAAAGUCAAGUCGUCACCGUCCUCUCCAACUCCGGCGCGGACGCCAGUUCUUACAGCUUGACCAUCUCUGGAACAGACUUUACAGCUGGGGAGGUUAUCACCGAGCUAAUUACCUGCACAAACAUUACUGUUAGCGACACUGGUGAUAUUACCGUUCCUAUGGCCGGUGGAUUGCCUAGCGUGUUGUACCCUGCCUCCAAGCUACUCGAGAGUGGACAUCCUUGUUAA